Messenger RNA from Melitaea cinxia (Glanville fritillary), 1063 nucleotides. RefSeq lists its product as uncharacterized. The record is from RefSeq and is a predicted model, not a curated record. Gene Ontology annotation, cellular component: SAGA complex. The transcript has a single exon. NCBI's taxonomy places the organism in Eukaryota, Metazoa, Arthropoda, Insecta, Lepidoptera, Nymphalidae. Gene Ontology annotation, molecular function: transcription coactivator activity. The coding region runs from base 69 to 1049 and encodes 326 amino acids.
UACUUGUCUUUAAACUUUUUUUUUUUAAAUUGUUUUACACGUCUCUUGCUUAUACUAUAUUGUUCAUAAUGUCGAACAGACACCUUUGGGGUGAAUUUGAAAAUGUGGAAAAUGAUGAGGUAGUAGUACAAAGUGUAAACUUUAAUCCUAUCAUCGAACUUGCUAUGCAAAAUAUACCAGAGAUACCGAUUACAGUGAAAUCCUCACCUAUUGAAUUACCGAAGCCAAAUUUAAUCACGCACACGAUACAGCUGCAUUCGUACUCAAGACAGUUAAAUGCAAUAAUAGAACAAACAGAGAAUGCCGUUUAUGAAGGUGCGAGAUUGGACCCCAUGACCAUACCGAGUCCUCCACCAGAACCGGUUCUGACAAUAGAACACGAAGCAACACCACCAAUUAACUUCUUACCAAAAGUCUAUUGUGAUUUUUCAGUUGGAAAAGGACCUGUUAUUUUGCCAUUCACCCCAGAGAGUCACAAAAGAGCUCUGAAUCAAUGUGCAGCUAUAGCCAUAGGCCACGUCGGUUUUUCUUCAAGUACGAACACCGCUUUAACCGCAGUGGCUGAUGCUUUAGAUAUUUAUAUGACUAAUAUGUGUAAGUUAAUGAGAAAAGUUGUCGAUCAAGAAGCGAGUGGUCUCAACUCUGGUUUUCCAGAUGCGAUAUCUAAAGUUUUUGCUGAAUUAAAUGUUGGCAACUUGCAUAGUUUUUAUGAAAAUCGUGUUAUAAGGUAUCAUGAAAAAAUUAAAAAUAAAUGUGAAGAUUUAAAAAAUCACUGUGAAGUAUUGGCCAUUGGUGAUAUUGCCCCUCAGCUGAAACUUGAAGAGGUGCCCGAGUUGCAUUUUCCUGCGGCACUAGAUGGAGCCUUCACACCAUCACUUGAACCUGGAUUUCAAAUGCUACAUAGUCUAGAACAGGAGCAGUUACAGGGCCUGGAGUUAUUAGAUGUGGUCACAGAUGACAUCAAAGUGGAAGCAAUGGAGUUUUCUCAACCAGAAACUGUUAAAUUGCCUAUUUUGUCUCCUAAUAAUGUGAAAAAGAAAAGAAAAUAAAACAUUCCUUUUAA